Molecule: messenger RNA, 1113 nt
Organism: Penicillium subrubescens
Lineage: Eukaryota; Fungi; Ascomycota; Eurotiomycetes; Eurotiales; Aspergillaceae
Product: sialidase family protein
Exons: 1
Coding region: 1-1113 (370 amino acids)
Source: RefSeq, a predicted model, not a curated record
AUGCCUGGACAUUUCCGUCAGAAAGUACUGAACGCCUUAGGUGUGGGCCAUGAGGACCAGCAAGGCCAACAGGGUUACCCACCUGCACCGACUGGCCACCAUCUACCGGGUUGUGGGUUCAUUCACGACGAUGAGCGCCCGCUCUCCUCACCUCCCAACAAUGGUACCUAUCCCCGCCUAGCUCGACUCUCCGAUGGCUCUAUCCUAUCCUCCUUCACCCGCUUCCCGGAUGGGCAACAUGCCCUUUGUGUUGCCCGUAGCACCGACCAUGGACGCACCUUUGAGAACUUCUCCGAAGUAACGCGGGCGACCGGUGAUGUGGACAACAUGUUCCUCCUCGAGGCGUCUCCCGGGGUAGUUCUGGCAGCUUUCCGCAAUCACGAUCUAGGUCCUAAUGGUCCCACGCAUUUCCGGAUUACCGUCUGCAGGUCCAUGGACGGAGGGCGUACCUGGCAAUUCGCAGCCCAGGCAGCAGAGAAGAGCCCCCCAUUUGGAAUAUGGGAGCCUUUCAUGCGACUCGGUCGACGGGGCGAGGUGCAAUUAACCUACUCGCAAGAGUUCGCCCACAACAAUCAAUGUACCAUGCUUGUCGUUACACAUGACCAAGGUAGCACAUGGAGCCAGCCGGUCUGUCUACACGGGGACCAAGACCCCUUACGCGACGGUAUGAAUGGAAUCGCGACUACUUUUGACAAUGGUCGCGAGGCAUUGGUCAUGGUCUUUGAGACCACUAGAUACGGACCUUUUAACGUCGAAGCCUUGAUCUCGUACGACGAUGGCGCAACCUGGCAAAAUCGGCAUGAAGUGUUCCGACCCCGCCAAGGACAUAAUGCGGGGUCACCGCAGAUUUCUGGAUUUGCAGAUGGCUCCAUGGUGGUUGUGUUCAUGACUGAUGAGGAUUCACAUCAGGUAGACUGGGUCAAGCAUGCGUCUAUCAAGGCCGUUUUCGCGGGUCCACCUCAAAAUGGCCAGGUUCGUUGGAGUGAGCCCCAGGUUAUUUCGCCGGCCUCCAGCUUCUGGCCAGGAGUGCUGGCACUGGAUCACCAUACUGCGCUGGUCACUUAUGAUCGUGGUGGGCCUCUUGCGAAGACUAUUUCCUGGCAGCCUCGUUGA